Messenger RNA from Racocetra fulgida, 519 nucleotides. The record is from the annotation of a GenBank genome assembly. NCBI's taxonomy places the organism in Eukaryota, Fungi, Glomeromycota, Glomeromycetes, Diversisporales, Gigasporaceae.
GUCAUUUAUCAAAAAACUGCUAUCAUCCCGGCUAUUGUUCCUAUUCUUGCACUUUCUUCAUGCACGGCCCUUAUAGUUAUUAGAGCUAUAUCAAUGAUGUAUCUUUCAUGCUUUUAUCAACAUAGCCUAUUCGAUUGUUAUGAUAAUGAUGAAGUAUUUGAAGAAGAAGAUAGCGAGGUAUUAGAUGUUGAAAACGUUAUUCAAGGGAUAUACAGUACUUUUAAACGGAUUUUUUCUAAUGUCAAAACUGAUAUAAUUCAUGUGGCAUCGAUCAACAAUGAAGAAAGUUCAAGUUCUGUUGAAAAGAAAAACCGGCGAUUUUAUUCUUAUGGCUCUGAAAUUGCAAAAGUUCUUAAUGUGAUUAAAUGUAAAUAUUCAUAUUCGAAUAUGCAAUUUAAUUGGACAAUUACUGGAAGAUAUAAUAGAAGCGAUAAGAGUCACUUAAUGACAUGGACAAUUGAUAGAGAAAUUGAUGGAAAUUGUCAUAAGAUAUUAGUAUCUAAAAAUAACUGUGCACCA